This is a messenger RNA of Orycteropus afer afer, 3345 nucleotides long. It is a transcript of the gene TERT, whose product is annotated as telomerase reverse transcriptase. The record is from RefSeq and is a predicted model, not a curated record. Gene Ontology annotation, cellular component: telomerase catalytic core complex. Gene Ontology annotation, molecular function: telomeric repeat DNA binding; telomerase RNA binding. The transcript has 16 exons. Bases 1 to 3345 code for a protein of 1114 amino acids. Gene Ontology annotation, biological process: telomere maintenance via telomerase. Lineage: Eukaryota; Metazoa; Chordata; Mammalia; Tubulidentata; Orycteropodidae.
AUGCCGCGGGCGCCCCGGUGCCGGGCCGUGCGCGCCCUGCUGCGAGGCCGCUACCGCGAGGUGUUGCCGCUGGCGACGUUCGCGCGGCGCCUGGGGACCGAAGGCCGCCGGCUAGUGCGGCGCGGGGACCCAGCGGCCUUCCGCGCACUGGUGGCCCAGUGCCUAGUGUGCGUGCCCUGGGGCGCGCCGCCGCCCCCCACGGCCCCUUCCUUCCGCCAGGUUUCUUGCCUGAAGGAGCUGGUGGCUAGGGUCGUGCAGCGGCUCUGCGAGCGCGGCGCGAAGAAUGUGCUGGCUUUCGGCUUCGCGCUGCUGGACGAGGCCUGCGGCGAUCCGCCCAUGGCGUUCACGACCAGUGUCCGCAACUACCUGCCCAACACGGUAACCGACACGCUGCGCGGCAGCGGCGCCUGGAGGCUCCUGCUGCAGCGCCUGGGCGACGACGUGCUGGCCCACCUGCUGGCGCGCUGCGCGCUCUAUCUGCUGGUAGCCCCGAGCUGCGCCUACCAGGUGUGCGGGUCGCCUCUCUACGAGCUCUGCGCUCGGGACGCCAGCGGGCUGGGGCCGGGCUGCGGAGCCCCGCGCGGGACAGCAGGGGGCGCGAGGCGGCGUCGGGACGGAGCGGGCGAGCGAGAGCCAUUGGCCAAGAGACCCAGGCGAGUGCUGGCCCUGGAGCCAGGGCGGGUACCGCAGUCUGGGCGCGAGGAGGCGGCGUCCUGGGCCUACCUGGGUAGGACGCGUGUGCAGAGUGACAGCGAUCUCCACGCGGUGACAUCUGGACCGAGAGCUGCUGCGGAAGCCAUGUCUUCGGAGGGCGAACCUUCUGGAACUCGUUCCUCCACGCAGGGGACCAGGGAGCGUGGGGACGGCCCUGCAUCCACUAAGACGCCCCCAUUACCGCGACCCCAGGCCGUGGAGACCAAGCGUUUCCUCUACUGCCCAGGAAACAAGGAGCGUCUGCCCAGCUCCUUUCUCCUCAGCUCGCUGCAGGGCAGUGUGACAGGGGCCCGCAGGCUUGUGGAGACCAUUUUCCUGGGCGCAGCACCGGCCGGAAGGAAGAUGCAGCUGCGGCGUCUACCACCGCGCUAUUGGCGGAUGCUGCCCCUGUUUCAGGAGUUGCUCAGAAACCAUGCGCAGUGCCCAUACAGCGCGCUCCUGAAGACGUACUGCCCGAGGCGGGGCUCGGCCAACGCCACCCCUGAAGGAAGUGGCAGGGUGGGUCCUGGGACCCCGGAGCAGCCCCCUGGGCCGGCGGUGAAGGCCACCCCCGAGGAGGACGCAGGCCUGCGCGUGGUCCGGCUGCUCCGCCAGCAUAGCAGCCCCUGGCAAGUGUACAUGUUCGUGCGGGCCUGUCUUCACCGCCUGGUGCCUGCCGGCCUCUGGGGCUCCAGCCACAACAAGUGCCGCUUCCUCAAGAACGUCAAGACGUUCAUCUCUCUGGGGAAGCGCGCCAAGCUGUCGCUGCAGGAGCUGACGUGGAAGAUGAAGGUUGAGGACUGUGAGUGGCUGCGGCAGAGCCCAGGGAAUUAUACUGUCCCGGCCUCGGAGCACCGUUUGAGAGAAGAGAUCCUGACCAAGUUCCUGUUCUGGUUGAUGGACUUGUACGUGGUUGGGCUGCUCAGGGCCUUUUUUUACGUCACGGAGACCAUGUUUCAGAAGAACAGGCUUUUCUUUUUCCGGAAAAGCAUCUGGAACGAACUGCAAAGCAUUGGGAUCAGACAACACUUCGAGAGAGUACGCCUGCGAGAAUUAUCUGAAGCAGAGGUCCGACGUCGCCAGGAGACCAAGCCAUCUCUUCCGACCUCCAAGCUCCGCUUCAUCCCCAAACUCCAGGGCCUCCGCCCGAUCGUGAACAUGGACUACAUCGUGGGAGCCAGAACCUUCCGCAGAGAAAAGAAGGCUCAGCAUUUCACCUCGCAGAUGAAAAACCUGUUCAGUGUGCUCAACUACGAGCGAGCCCUGCGGCCCGGGCUGCUGGGGGCCUCCAUGCUCGGCAUUGACGACGUGUACAGGGCCUGGCGGGCUUUUGUGCAGCGCGUGCGGGCCGGGGACCCCAGGCCCCCGUUGUACUUUGUCAAGGUGGACGUGGCGGGGGCCUAUGACGCCAUUCCUCACAACAAGCUGGCGGAGGUGAUUGCCAGCGUGAUUAAGCCCCAGGAGAACGUGUACUGCAUCCGCCGCUACGCUGUGGUCCAGAAAACCACCCAGGGGUGUGUUCGCAAGUCCUUCAAGAGACACGUCUCCACCUUCACAGACCUCCUGCCUUACAUGAAGCAGUUCGUGGAACAUUUGCAGGAGGCGGGUUCACUGAAGAACGCUGUUGUCAUCGAGCAGAGCUCCUCCUUAAACGAGACCGCUGGCAGCCUUUUUGACUUCUUCCUCCGCUUCGUGCACAACAGUGUCAUAAAGAUUGGGGGCAGGUACUAUGUCCAGUGCCAGGGGAUCCCCCAGGGCUCCAUCCUGUCCACUCUGCUCUGUAGCUUCUGCUAUGGGGACAUGGAGAACAAGCUCUUUUCUGGGAUCCAGCAGGACGGGUUGCUCUUGCGUUUGGUGGAUGAUUUUUUGCUGGUGACACCUCACCUAACACAUGCUAAGGCAUUUCUGAGGACCCUGGUCAGAGGUGUCCCUGAGUACGGCUGCAUGAUCAACUUGGGGAAGACUGUGGUGAACUUCCCUGUGGACGACGGCCCAGCGCAUGAAGCCCUCCUGCAGCUGCCCGCCCACUGCUUGUUCCCCUGGUGCGGUCUGUUGCUUGACACCCGGACGCUGGAGGUGUUCUGUGACUACUCCAGUUAUGCCCAGACCUCAAUCAAAGCGAGUCUCGUCUUCAACCAUGGCUUCAAGGCAGGAAGAAACAUGCGUCGCAAGCUCUUUGCAGUCUUGCGGCUAAAGUGUCAUGCUGUGUUUCUGGACUUGCAGGUGAACAGUCUUCAGACAGUUUAUAUCAACGUUUACAAGAUCUUUCUCCUGCAGGCCUACAGGUUCCAUGCCUGUGUGCUCCAGCUUCCGUUCAGUCAGCAAGUUGGGAAGAAUCCCUCAUUUUUCCUCAGAAUCAUCUCCGACACAGCCUCCCGCUGCUACUCCAUCCUCAAGGCCAAGAACGCAGGAAUGUCGCUGGGGGCCCCCGGUGCCAUGGGCCCAUUCCCUUCUGAGGCAGCACGCUGGCUCUGCCACCAGGCCUUCCUGCUCAAGCUGGCCCACCACCGAGUCACCUACAAGUGUCUGCUGGGGACACUCAAGACAACCAAGAUGCAGCUGGGCCGCAAGAUCCCUAAGGUGACGAUGGCCCUACUGGAGGCGGCCGCCGCGCCGUCCCUGCAUAGGGAGUUCAAGACCAUCCUGGACUGA